AAUAAUUUGUGCGCUUUUUCGAAGGUGUAAUCAAUGAGAUGCCGCUUGCACAUCUUGGUCAACCAUUCCUGAAGGCAAGCGAUGUCACGAAUGAGUUAAAGUGCAUAUCUAUAGAUGACGCACCGGAUGUUGGUUGUCAAAAGGUCGAUGUUGCCGAGGUUGAAGUGAAUAUUGAAAAACUAGCCCACAAUACAGAAAAAGUCGAUCCAUCAUGUUUUGAUCUGCUUUACGUCAUUGGUCAAGGGUCUUUUGGGAAGGUAUUUCUUGUGAGGAAAAACAAUGGAAAUGAUAAAGGAACUUUGUAUGCAAUGAAAGUACUAAAGAAGGCUGUUUUGAAAGUUCGUGAUAGAUUGAGGACAAAGCUAGAAAGAGAUAUUUUAACUAGAAUUAAGCAUCCAUACAUUGUUGAUUUGCAUUAUGCUUUUCAAACUGAGGGAAAGGUGUAUCUUAUCCUGGAAUUUUUAAGGGGAGGGGAUCUUUUCUCCCGCUUGUCCAAAGAGUACAUGUUUACAGAAGACGAUGUGAAAUUCUAUUUGGCUGAAAUUGCAUUGGCUCUCAACUAUUUACAUAGUCACGGGAUAGUUUACAGAGACCUAAAACCUGAAAAUGUUCUACUGAAUGAAGAUGGUCAUGUACGUUUAACUGAUUUUGGCCUAUCAAAGGAGUCAAUUUUUGAAUCUGCUGGUGACCGAACGUAUUCAUUUUGUGGAACAGUUGAAUAUAUGGCUCCAGAAGUUGUAAGUAGACAUGGACAUGGUACCGCUGCCGAUUGGUGGAGUUUCGGAGUACUUAUGUACGAAUUACUUACUGGUAUGCUGCCUUUUCAUAGUGAGAGUAGAAAAGAUACAAUGCAAAUGAUUUUAAAAGCUAAAUUAUCAAUGCCACAGUUUCUUAGUCCUUCGGCUCAAAGUUUACUACGUGCUCUUUUCAAACGAACUCCAUCGAAUCGGCUAGGAUAUGGACCUGAUGGAUUUGAACAUUUAAAAAGUCAUGAAUUUUUCAAUACAAUCAAUUGGGAUGAUUUACUAAAUGGUUGUAUUCAACCACCAUUUAAACCUCCUUGCUCAUCAAUUAAUGACAUCCUAAAUUUCGAUUCAGAAUAUACAUCACGUACACCACAUGACUCGCCAUGUCCACCAGCCAGUGCAUCAGCGCAUGCGUUAUUUCGUGAAUUCAGUUAUAUAGCUCCUGGAUUUUUUGCAGAGCAUAAUGAUAAUCAUAAUACCACAACUACAAAUAAUUGCAACAACCAUGUUAACCUUAAUAAAGAAGUAUUGAAUGGAACAAAUAUCACUUGUCUGAGUUCACCGAAAGAAAAAUUCAAUUAUAGUUCUCGACACGAUGAUGAUCGUGCAAAUCCAGUACAUGUUCCAGAAGAUCUUCCACCCUUAACUCCUACAGUGGCAAGACGUUUUCUUCGCUUAGUUGGCUUGUCAGGUGUAAAAUAUAAACCAUUUUCAGUCGAUUAUGUCUUAUUAGAGGAAAUCGGUAAAGGCUCUUUUUCAGUUGUACAUAAGUGCUGUCAUCGAAAUACAAAUGCUGUUUGCUCUGUUAAGAUUAUUGAUAAAUCAAAACGGGAUGCCCGUGAGGAAGUUGAAAUAUUGCUUAGACACCAUAAUCAUCCAAAUAUUGUUUCCGUUCGAGAUGUUUAUGAAAAUGAGAAUUUAGUUUAUCUUGUUAUGGAAUAUUUAAAAGGUGGUGAAUUAUUGGAUAAAAUUUUCCGAGAAAAAUUUCUUUCUGAACGUGAAGCUAGUAAUAUCACUUAUGUGAUUGCAAAUACUUUAAGUUAUUUACAUAGUAAUAUGGUUGUCCAUCGUGAUCUUAAACCAUCCAAUGUAUUAUAUGCAGACGAUUCUGGUGAUGCAUCUUCCCUGAGAAUAUGUGAUUUUGGUUUUGCAAAACAAUUGAGAGCUGAAAAUGGUCUUUUAAUGACACCGUGUUAUACUGCAAAUUUUGUCGCACCAGAAGUGUUAAAAAUGCAAGGUUAUCAUGCUGCAUGUGAUGUAUGGAGUUUAGGUGUAUUAGUGUAUACAAUGUUAUUUGGACAAACACCAUUUGCAAUUAAACCAAAUGAAUCAUCUGAAGUAGUUUUAUCACGUAUAGAAUCUGGUCGAUUAGAUUUAAUCAAUAAUAAUUGGAAUAAAAUAUCUGAUUCAGCAAAAAAUCAUUUACCUCAUUACAAUUUGCUCUGCCAACGCCGUGCUUUCGCUGUACUGAGACUCUUCAUUCCGUCCGACAAAUUUUGAGGCCGUGUUCCUCAACAUACAACUUACAAGUAAUGUUGUGAGUACCGUUCACUACACUCAUGACACCAUAUAGAUUUAUUGACAAAAAUGUUAAAUCCUGAACCAUCUAAACGUUGUACAGCUAGCGCGAUCUUAUCACAUCCAUGGGUUAAAAAUCGUGAUCAACUGUCACCAGAAUUAUUGACCGACGUUUUGUUAAAUGAUGUCACUCAGACAAAAAAUUCAGUCGAAGCUACAUUUAGAGCAUUGAAUAGUACUAGUAAAAUACCAAUACUUGAACCAGUUGAAUGUUCUACAUUAGCUCAACGUCGUGUUCGUGCCAAAUCGAUUUUAACAAAUCAAAUCAAAGUAGAAGAAACGCAUUGAAUUUUCAAUGAAUCUAUUGUAAUAAGAAUAAAAUUAUUGUUUUAUUAUUUCCUUUUUUUCUCUCUUUUUUUACAUAUUUAAUCUCAUUAAUAUUCCAUUUCACUCAUUCUGCAUUCUUUAUCAUUUUUUUCCACAUAUUUGAUUAUUAUCUCUGUGUUUUUUUUUUAUAAUUUUAUUUCAUUGUACAUGUAAAAUAUCUGCCACUAACAUAUUUUUGUUGUUAUAUAAAUACAUAAUUCAAUUAGAAACUGUAAAUUUGAUAUGAGAACAUUUCUUUUUUCCCGCUCGAAAUGUUCAAUUAUAUAUUUUUUGUUGUUGUUUGUUAACGACAUUGUAUCUAAAUAAUUUACAUUGAUAUGCUUGUAAAAUGUAGACUAUAUUAAUGCAUAUAUUGUUACAUAUUUUAUACAGAACAUCCUUUAUUCACUAUCAACGUAUCAACUUUUAAUUCAUAAAAUGAUAUCAAUGAGUUUACCUGUAUAAAAAUAAACACGUUUCGCUCAUAAUAGCCUUAUCAUUUAGUAUUUUGUUAUUACUAUUAUUAUUACCAAUGAUAUGAUUGUGAUAUAUAUGUAUACCUUAACUGUCGUCUUUUAUUCAAAUUACACAAUGACAAUAAAUGGUUUUGUUUGUUUUUUAUUUCUUCAUUAUGAAUGUGUGAAAUUUAUGGUAAUGUUGUAUACGUUAGAGUUAGAUAGUUUAUUUGUACAGUUUUCAUUAUCAUUCUGAAUAAUAUCGUUAGGAUCUACUCAGUAUAGAAGUCAUUAAGUUAUUAUAACUGGAAAUUUCAUUUCUAUAUGAAGAAGACGCUAAUGAUGUUGUCUAGAUCUAUAUUGGGAGCUCUGCAAACAAAAUAUCUAAUUUAAAUAGCCACACAAUUUCAUAGGUGUUCAUCCACCGUUGUUGCAAGGUUUCUCUAUCAUUUCAAAAUGUAAGCGUUACUAUGUUUAUACUUUCAUCGUCUAGUCAUAUGAAGAGAGAGAGGGAAGUGUUUUUUUUCUUUUUUUAUUCUGCAAAGUGAUGUUUCCUUUUUCUUUAAUUUGACAUAUUUCAUUGUUUUAAAAAGGAGUUUCGUGUUCUCACACCAUCUUAUCUAUAUUCUGUUUUUAUUUUCUUAAGCAAGCUGUUUUUGUUCAGUAUUUCAUUGUAGAAUAUAUAUACAUAUAACAUUGUUGUUUUCAGUGUCAAAUAUUUAAAAACAAAAUAAUAAUUCAUAAAAUAUGAAUCGAAA
Molecule: messenger RNA, 3843 nt
Organism: Schistosoma curassoni
Lineage: Eukaryota; Metazoa; Platyhelminthes; Trematoda; Strigeidida; Schistosomatidae
Source: the annotation of a GenBank genome assembly